This is a messenger RNA of Hevea brasiliensis (rubber tree), 923 nucleotides long. RefSeq lists its product as uncharacterized. Lineage: Eukaryota; Viridiplantae; Streptophyta; Magnoliopsida; Malpighiales; Euphorbiaceae. The transcript is spliced from 2 exons. The record is from RefSeq and is a predicted model, not a curated record. Bases 190 to 750 code for a protein of 186 amino acids.
CACCCUAUUCAUUUAAUGAACGGGCGAAGUUGAAAGCAUUGAUAAUAAUAGAGAGGAAAAAAUACUGCAACACACCCAAUUGACGCUUGCUCCUUUCGUUUUCGUCUCCAAAAUAUUUGAAAAUUUCAGUGUGUGCAUUUUUCAAAAUUUGGAGGGUCUCUUCCCUUUAAAAUUUCGCGCUCCAAGUUUAUGGACUCAGUGGCCAUGGCUUCUGGAGCUGAGGAGGGGGAGGACUGGGAGCUCCGCCAUGAUGACGAUGGCUUUACCUACAAGAUCCUCAAGCGCCGUCGUCUCCUCGACUCAACUGCCGCUGCUCAACCUCCUCUGCCGGACCCCAUGGCCGAUGAGAGGCAUCGGAGACAACGAAAGAGAAAGAUCCUUUUGAAGUUAAAAAGUCGGUACCAAAAGGAGAUCGACCAGUGGGAACUUUUGUCGAGCAACUUGCAUGCGAUGCAAGAGAGAGCGAACCAGCAACUUGAAUUGCAAACACGUCAGCAAGAUGUGCGAGAAAUGGCGUCGUCUUCUUUGGGAUCGCCUUCGACAAACAUGGAGGGAUCUUCUGAGUCACUAAUCGAUAAACUCCUUUCGCAGGCAGAGGAACAAGAAGCGGUAAUCCAUGAUGUGUCAUGCUUAUGUGAUAUAGCAGAAGCAAUGUGCAAUGCUCAACAGGAGUGGUUGGCACAAUCAUAUAUUGAUCUCCCAGUUUGGUCUUCACCUCGUAAGCUUAUGGCAUCACUUUGUGAUGAGUAAGUUUGUUUGAAGUAAUUAUCAUCAUGUCUCUUGAAGGAAACUUGUAAAGUAGUGUCUUGCAAUAGUUUAAUUCUUAUUUAGCUGAAUAGUGAUGUGAAUGCUUGUAGAAGAUUUGAUUGUAAUCUGUUUUGUUGUAGAUUUCUUCCUUUGAAUGAAAGUUCAAAGUUUUUAUA